Plasmopara halstedii is the source of this 2142-nucleotide messenger RNA. RefSeq lists its product as uncharacterized. The record is from RefSeq and is a predicted model, not a curated record. Lineage: Eukaryota; Oomycota; Peronosporomycetes; Peronosporales; Peronosporaceae. The coding region runs from base 1 to 2142 and encodes 713 amino acids. The transcript has a single exon.
AUGCUUAUGACGGAAACAUACACCCCGGCGAGCGCCUCGACCGCUGCGAACGCCGCGUUAGAUCCAGACGUCGAGGUCUUCAGCGAGCGUCUGCGACUUAAAAUUCAGCCAAGUCCACCCAAAUUUCCUUACCGAGACGAACCUUUUGAGCUUACGGUGUAUCUUGUGGAUGCAGCCGAUCAUCUCAAAUCCGGUGCAAUUGUCCCGCUUAAUGUAGAGCUUUACGCCGCAGAAAAGAUGAUGCCUGUCGAAAAGGAUAUCUUACACAUUGAUCCAAUUACGAAGCCCGUUAUGAAUGGCGACGGUAUUUGCAAGCUACGCAUGAGCAUCAGUGAGUGCUCUAUGGCUCUAGGCAACCGCAAGUUUGUCAUUCAUAUCUCAGCCUCCACUACGAAGGAGAAUUUUAGUCUAAACGUUACACCUGCUCUCACUUCCGAAAUGACAGUAAUUCAGCACCGAUUGCUUAUCCAGGAAAAGCUUCCCGAGCUCUGGUACAAAGAUGAAGGCGGCCGUGACAAGUGUAUGACACUGCCGAUAUUCCUCGUUAACGCCAAGAAUGAGCGCGUGGGCAAUCGCCCUGUGCCACUGCGAGUCACGCUGCUCUACGAGAAUGAGCACCCAGUGCUUAAGCAGGACAUUCUCAAAAUGUCUCCGGACUGUGAACGUUCCAUUGAUUCAACAGGCAAGGCUGUGCUUAAGCUUCGUAUUGAAGAUGUGUCUAAGAACCAUCAAGGACAAGCUUUUCGGCUUAAGGUGGAAGCCGAUACGGCACAGUCUCCACUAAAUUUUGAUGUUGCCUACGAUUUGAGUUCGUCCAUCUCAGUGCGUUCAAAACGCAAUAAGCGUCGACCUGGAAGGAGCAUGCCGGCUCAAAUUACUCACCAUAUUAUUGCUGGGGCGUCAACACCAAUGUCGACGUCAUCAUCUCCAGCAUCCAAUGCGGACCACGAAAUGAUGUUAGCUGGAGCGUUUAGUUCGGCCGCAUUUACUGCGGAAGAUCGCCGAAAGAGACUGCGCACAGGGGAAGGCACCUCACCAGGAACCCCGCGCGUCGGUGGAAGUCCGCAGUCUGCCAACUCGCUAACUGGUGCUAUGGAGAGCAUUCUUACCUGGACCGGUGGAGUUGUAAAUGGUCUUCAUCAACUGGAGUGGCAAACGGUGGGUUACGAAAGCAAGGGUGACGGCACGGCAGACCCCGAACGACCUAUUUACCGAUGCCCGGCGUGCUGGCGUUACAAAGAUGUAAUGACGUAUGAGACGGCCCAACAUGAUACAAAAUGCUUGAUUGCCAAUCUGUUACUUACUUAUGCGACUGACACGAUGGGCCACCUCGAUUUUGUUUUAAAAGGUAUUGAGCGCUUUCCAGCGAUGAUUGCAAGUGCACAGGCUGCCGCGCAAAAGGCAGCGGUAAAGCCAAUGGGUCAAAUGCAGAACCAGACGCCAACGCUUGUGAGCCCUCAGAAUUCCAGCUUAAUGGGCGUCAAUCCCCUUGCAGAUGAUAAAUCAUUAAAUCAGCAAAUGAUGAGCAUGAUGACCUCGAGAAUUGCUAGUAAUGCCACUGCAAAUCACUUUUCCAUGAGCAAUAGCUCUUCUACGAUAACUUCCGGGACAUCAGGCGCAUUGAGUGGUCUGACCGGAAUGGAGGGCCCUCCUGGGCUGUUUCGUAAUAACUCUGGUGGACUCACCGAAUUCAUGCGGUCACUGGAUGACCACGACUCAAACGACCCGAUCUUCUAUCAAAACCUAACUAGCAGUGGGAAUAACAACAACGGUGGCAGCAGCAGUCAGAUCGCUGAUGCAAUAGAGAUGCAAGUGUUCUACGUGGUUGCACGAAUGGUCACACUGAAUUCUAGCAAUGCUAUUGGUUUUCCGGCUUUUGAUGUCAGCAUGCAUUUGUUGGGCUUUUACCAAGAAGGACGUGAAAAUGCUACAACUGAAGUAGUAUUCGUUCCAGCAAGUGAUAUCCCUGCCAUUUCUCAAGGUGAGGUAAUGGAGACCCAACGCUUGCUACAGGCCGAAAUAAAAGGCAAUAGCUCAGCAGUGCACACACUGGCGCGCUGCAACAAUGAUCUUGUGAAAUUAAAGGAGGAUGUUAUCCUUUUUCAUUGGAAUGCAAAAGAUCGGAUCACUCCAAAGUGGUAA